This is a messenger RNA of Pelobates cultripes (western spadefoot toad), 646 nucleotides long. The record is from the annotation of a GenBank genome assembly. Lineage: Eukaryota; Metazoa; Chordata; Amphibia; Anura; Pelobatidae.
CAGGAGCUUCCCCUGUGCCACUACAGGGAGAGAUUGGUUUAGGCCAGUAGGGGGCGUGGUGAAAUUGAGUACUCAGUCUACGUCCGGCGGCCAGAGCUGUCGGAUGUCAGGAGAGCAGCUUUCCUGGGAGCCCGCUAUAGCGGAGAGAUAGUGCGAAGGGGGAGCUUAGGAAACUCCGAGGAUUACAGCGAUGGAGGGGGGAGCAGAGAAAGAGCCAGCGGCCUUCCCCCAGCCAUUACCUCCACUACCGCCACCACCACCGCCGCCGCCCCCCCUGCAGCCCUGCUCCAGCGCGGAGAAUGAGGCGGAGAGUCGGCAGGGCUCGGAGGAGAGGAGCGGGGAGAGGGCCGCACUCAACCUGCUGGAGACCUGCGGGGUGUGCCGGCAGAACAUCCAGAGCCGGAGCCCCCGCCUGCUGCCCUGCCUGCACUCCCUGUGUCUGCGCUGCCUGCCCCCCCCGGAGAGAUACCUCAGCAUGCCCGCCGGGCCCCCCCAGCACAGCGCCCCGGGGCCCCCGCCCAACCCCGGCACCGUGCAGGGUGAGUGCUCCGUCUGCUGCCCAGCGUGUGCCCACAUAGCUCGGCUCCCAGAAACCAUCUCCAUCCCCCCCCUCCCUCUCCCUCCAUCUCAAACUAGUCAUCCUUAA